UGUUAUUGCGUUUAGUAAAUUUCAAUUUCCGACUUUUUCAUCGACUUAUUUCGUAUGCUUUAAAUGAUGAAACACGGGUAAAGACUCGUGGACUCAACUGUAGAUAAGCUGCCGUUUCCUUGGAACAUUUUGAUGUUCCCACUGAUGCUGUUGUUCGUCCUUAGCCUGGUUUUUCUGUACGUUUUGGCCGUUAAAAACACAAGCUUCAAACUGAAACUGCUCCACAUGUUCAAUCUGGAAAUGGGAGGCGAUAGAAAUGAAGAGAACCGGAUUGGAGGCCCGACAUUGGAUAGGUUUUUGCAGACUUUAAAUCACAGACCAUUGAUAGAAGAUACAAGAAGUACUCCGCCGAAAGAAAAUCCCAAGAAAAUUAAAGAGAAGAGGACUCCCAAAAAGAAAGAGGAAAAAUGCGUCAGUGAUAAUUCUCCCACCAAAGAUGUAAAGCAACGCACUAAACGUGGAAAAUCUGAUGAAAAAAAUGAGCAAAAAAUAAAUGAACCCGUGAAAACUGACAGUACUUCUGAAUUAACCAGUGACUUAAAUACUAGUAGUAAUUAAGUGUUAAGUUUUAUUCAACAUUGUACAUGUUUUAUUUUUAAUAAAUUUUUAAGGCCAUCGGUACAUAAUUCGCAAAUAUUUUACGGCUAUCCCUACUUUUUGUGUCGUUACACGGCAAAUUACGUGUAGUAAAAUUCACACUGGUAUGGAUAUGUAAACAUUACUAGAAUGUCAUUCUACUUGAAAAUGUCAUCAUUAACUUAAAGAGAUGGCUUUUGAAUGUUCUUGGAUAACUGUUAUAUUUGUAUAAUUGCAAAUUAUUAAUUCAGUUAAUAAAUGUGAUAAUUUUUUCACUAACUAUGUAUUCAGUGAUUGUAAUAAUUUAUAUGUACAACAAAAACUAAUACUCAAUCGAGAAAAGAGGAGAAGUGUUAAAGUGAUUUUUUAAUAAUAUAUUGUUACUAUGGAACGCUUACAAUAAUUUUGAACAUCUUUAACAACAAAAUACUUGGAUCACAGAAUAUAUUAUCCUGAUGUAUUCUCUGCUUGGAUCUUCCACAAAUAAUACACAAUAAAUAACUUUUUAUUAAGUUUAAGUCUUAAAUCAGUUAUUUAUCAAAUGCGCUAUAUAUCAAUAUUAUUUAAUCAACAACUCAAAAUAUUCCCAAUGCCAUGUCAAAUAUUUAAAAUUGUCACUGUCUGACUGACAAUAUGCUUCUAUUCGACUGAGUGCGUUGUAAGACAAAGACAGAUUUGAAAAAUAUUACCAACGACAUUGUGUUCAUUUUUUUCGAAUCCUGCAAAAAGCAAUAAAUAUUUUUGAAAAAUUUAAACGUAGAUUGAAAGAUUACAUCAUUACCGAAUGUCCCUACCGAGGGUAGAAAGUCCCUUAGAAUAAACAAGUUUCUCACUCAAUUUUCUCUUCUUUUUUACCCACGUAACUUAUUAAAAUAAACAUUAUAGAAGUUUUCAGGGACUUUCUACCCUCGGUAAUGAUAUAAUCUUUCAUUCUGCGUUUAAAUUUGUCAAAAAUACUUAGUUUUCUCAGAAUUCGAAAAAAUGAAUGCAUUUAAAUAGCAUUGGAGCCGAGAGUUUGCGCCUAUUCCCUUAAACAUUUUCGAAUUAUUAGUUUAAAGAUGUUCAACAAUUCGUUACCACAACUGUGAGAUUGUAAGUGAAGUGUUGGAAAAUUCUCGAGAAUGAACAAUCGGAGAAUAUUCUCGAGAAUAUUCCCGAGAUGGAGAAUUUUCUGAGAAUGAACGCUAUGACUCGUUUAGGGAUAUUGUUAAAGAUGAAAUAGGCUAUUAAAAAUCAUGAAAUUAUAUGAGACGAAAUAACAGUGUUCUUUAUAUUUAAAAAAUACAAAACAACAGAAAAGACAAAAUGUAUUUGAUAAAAAAAUGAAAUUUUCUUCUUAACAGCAAAUAACGGAUGUGAUGUGGUGAUCUAAUCUGAAAAAGAUGAGGCCUCAGAUUCAGAAUAUGUUUCUAUCAUUAGCUCAUCCUGGUCAUCUACAUUUCAAUGUACCGUGAAUACAGUCAUGGAUUGGUCUAUGUCUAGCAAUUUUAAAUUUUUAGCAAUAAAAAUUACCUUACUAGCCCGUUUAGCAGUAAGCCGAUAUCUUUUAGAGGAUGGAUAAAACCAUAAGUACUGAAACUUAUUUCAGUCCUGCACUGGAUGAAGGCUAAACAUGUACAUUUUCACCAUAUGAUUGGGUCUAGUUUUUCAAUUGAUUUUACAAAGUAUGGUUUUCCAAAAAAAUCACUUCCUAGACCAAUAAAGUGCCAAAUCUGCUUUAAAGUUGCUUUAAAGAUCAUCAUGCUUUAAAGUUGCUAAAUUAGCUAUAAACUCAGUUUCCUGAACUUGUUCUCUGCUUAAAUGAACACCAUUCUAAAUAUUUGCACAUUAAUAUAGCACCAAAACCAAAAUAAUAAACAGCGACACUGUAAACAUCCUAGCUAGUAAGUAUUUCAUGGGAUUCUCCAACCCCGGCUACUUUGAUUUUCGGGGAUUUUAUCUAAAAUCGCGUGAUUCUCCGGCAGGACAAAGCCAAAAAGCGGCAAGUAGGUGUUUGGGCUUCAAGAAUAAUGUUUGGGAUGCAAAAAAUAUAUGGGUUGUUGUAAAUAUAGAAAAUUCUCGCUGAAAAUUUUCUGGCGGAGAAUAUUCUCGAGAAUAUUCAAUUCUUACAUCACUAUGCAAGUGAAUUGCUGUAUUCGAGGGAAAUAAAUAAAACAGCACGUAAAACAGAAUGUGUAUUUUAAAAAACUACAUAUUAUCAAUUUAAGACUUAUUUCCUUCAAAUAUCAAAUAUCCAUUCUACCUAAAAAUACUGAUAAAAUAUUUAUAUACAUUUUUUAAUUACAUAUCACUAGAGAAUCAUAGAAUAUGGCAACGGUUUUAACACAGCAUAGAACGGCACGUUUUCCAUCAUACAUUACACAGGUGAAUAUCUUUGUAACUGAGAUCAUUAAGAAACUAGUUAAACCUUUUACUGCGCAUGUCACGGAUCAGUGUCAGGCAAAGUGUUCAGUGUGCGUGUCACACAUGCGCAUUCAAACUUUCAUUGCCAGUAGAAAGUGAGCACCUGGGCAU
Molecule: messenger RNA, 3090 nt
Organism: Diabrotica virgifera virgifera (western corn rootworm)
Lineage: Eukaryota; Metazoa; Arthropoda; Insecta; Coleoptera; Chrysomelidae
Exons: 2
Coding region: 133-558 (141 amino acids)
Source: RefSeq, a predicted model, not a curated record